GUGAACAGAGAAGCGGAGAGAACCAGUUCGCGAGUGUGUCUUCAGCGAUGGUUUGUGGAGGAUUUUACUGCAACAGGAACUCUCUCUGCGCCCUCAAUGUCAUCUACGUGGUGAGCCACUCUCUUGGUUGCUGGUAAGAUUCGGGCGUCAUGGUUAAUAGAGAGGAAAUCUAUCAAACGUGUCCCAGUCUGUGAAUCUCGAAUUGUAACCUAAAGAGGCACGACUUUAUAAAGAUCUGGCACUUGGUGAGCGGGCUCUUUCCGGUAGCUCUUGUGAGGUUGCACCAGUCUGCAGUGGUCAGUACCUGCUGGUCUCAUGAGUUACAUCCCAGUGCGAAGGUUUGUUGAUGUGGCUGUGGAGCUGCACUUGCAGUCUGUGCCUAUACUAUUUAAAAAACUUGAUGAGUCAUCUUUUGUUAUGGGCCAGGUUUCUAGUGACACUCCCUCACAAAUACAAAACAUUGUUUUACUGAAUGGUGACUCCGUCAAUACACUGCUCGCAGAGGUUGCUGCAGGCAACCGUCUACACGUCUUGUGUCCUCAUGUUUCUCCUCAGGUGGUCAGUCUCCUUCUGAUCGGCGUGGCGGCGGGGGGGAAAUGGUUCGGUCUGGUGUCCAGCUUCAGAGUGGUGGCCGGGGUCAUCGGCGUUGGCAUCUACCUGUUCGUGGUGGCGUUUGUGGGUCUGUGUGGUGCCCUGAAGCACCACCAGGUCAUGCUGUUCUUCUACAUGAUGAUCCUGUUUACAGUGUUCAUUGUCCAGUUCUCCGUGUCCUGCGCGUGUCUGGCUGUCAAUGAAGACCAACAGAACCACCUCCUUGAAAUCGGCUGGAACAAAUCUGCAACCACCCAGCUAGAUGUGGAGAAGACCCUCAACUGUUGCGGCUACUCCCACGUCAACUUGAACGGCUCGUGUGCCGCGAGGUGCUUCCUCAGCCAACCCUCAUCGUGCAUAACCUGCGGCAGCAUCAUCCAGAUGUAUGCGGGGCAGGUGCUGCGCUUCGUCGGAGGGUUCGGCCUCUUCUUCAGUUUCACAGAGAUUCUGGGAAUCUGGCUGGCACAAAGAUACAGAAAUUCCAAAGAUCCUCGAUCCAUCCCAGGACCUGUAUGAUCAAUAAAAUAUUCGCACUGACACACUUAAAUGUUUUAACAUCCAGGCUGGAGAGUUCAGAACAAUCUUACC
Messenger RNA from Synchiropus splendidus (mandarinfish), 1179 nucleotides. Its product is annotated as tetraspanin-13-like. Bases 316 to 1107 code for a protein of 263 amino acids. The transcript has 5 exons. NCBI's taxonomy places the organism in Eukaryota, Metazoa, Chordata, Actinopteri, Syngnathiformes, Callionymidae. The record is from RefSeq and is a predicted model, not a curated record. Gene Ontology annotation, cellular component: membrane.